Molecule: messenger RNA, 321 nt
Organism: Didymodactylos carnosus
Lineage: Eukaryota; Metazoa; Rotifera; Eurotatoria; Philodinida; Philodinidae
Source: the annotation of a GenBank genome assembly
AAUUUAACUUGUUCGACUGAUAACUGUAUUUUGCAAUUUUCUUCGACUGAAUUAGUUGAUCGUGUAGUUAUUCGUGAAGAUUUACGCAGUUCAACUGGUGCCAGUAUUCGUCAAUGGUCAAUUGAUGGUUUUAUGAUGUGGGGUGAUUGUAUGAAUUGUUGGAUAGAAAUUCCAUCAGCUAAAGGACGAUCAGUUGGAAGUAAACGAAUUGUUUUGUUUGGUGAAGCUGUAUUAGUACAAGCUAUACGUCUGAAUAUUUAUAAGGCAGUAGGGGAUAGAUCGAGUUUAGCUCAGUUUGAUGCUUAUCUAUGUCAACAAUGA